AUGGUAUUCACAGGCCCUCGUUGCAACCUAGGACAGGCCGGCGGUACAGUUCUCUCAACCUGCCUCUGUAUGCAUGCUGAAGAGAAUGCUUUGCUCGAGGCCGGUAGGCAAAGAAUCGGAGAAGGCUCAAUCCUUUAUUGUGACACCUGUCCGUGUCUGACUUGCAGUGUCAAAAUAGCCCAACUUGGCAUCUCGGAAGUCGUAUACUCCCAAGGAUAUCACAUGGACAACGAUUCGGCAGCGGUGUUGAAAGAAGCAGGAGUAAAACUUCGCCAGUUCUCGCCUCCAUGCAACCGGCUCAUCGACCUCAAAGGUUUGGAUAUAAAGAUCCCAAAGUCCGGACACUAA
Trichophyton rubrum CBS 118892 is the source of this 348-nucleotide messenger RNA. RefSeq lists its product as uncharacterized. The record is from RefSeq and is a predicted model, not a curated record. Gene Ontology annotation, molecular function: zinc ion binding; hydrolase activity. Lineage: Eukaryota; Fungi; Ascomycota; Eurotiomycetes; Onygenales; Arthrodermataceae. The coding region runs from base 1 to 348 and encodes 115 amino acids. The transcript has 4 exons.